Messenger RNA from Anastrepha ludens (Mexican fruit fly), 2074 nucleotides. It is a transcript of the gene cpa, whose product is annotated as F-actin-capping protein subunit alpha. Lineage: Eukaryota; Metazoa; Arthropoda; Insecta; Diptera; Tephritidae. Gene Ontology annotation, cellular component: actin cortical patch; F-actin capping protein complex. Gene Ontology annotation, biological process: barbed-end actin filament capping; actin cytoskeleton organization. The transcript has 4 exons. The record is from RefSeq and is a predicted model, not a curated record. The coding region runs from base 609 to 1469 and encodes 286 amino acids. Gene Ontology annotation, molecular function: actin filament binding.
GCGAAAUUGUGUGUGUAUCUGUCCUGCUCGCACUUCUUAGUAACAAGGAAAUUGUCAUUUCUGUCAAUAAGCACAAUAUUUAAGAAAAUUGUGCUCUGAAGCGAAAAGUUUGCAUGAACAGAAAAUUAAAAGCAGUUCGAGAGUUUUUGUUGUGUGUUUAAUUUUACUAUAACCUAUUCGUAAUAAUAUUCAAAUUUAGUGCUGCAUAUGUAAAUAUUGAACAAAUGUAUACUCGCACAUAGCUGUCAUUUUAUACUCUUUUUCUCUACGCUCCGCGGUGACUGAAUCAUAGCUGUCAAAUCUAUUACCCGAUUUCUUGUGGGGAAAUAAAUUUUUUCUGCUGAAGUUCUGUUGGCUAUUUGGGAAUAUAAAGAGUUCUUGCACUUUUAUAUUCUUUUAAAAUAGAUUUACCUGUGUAAUAAAAGUGUGUACAUUAGUUAAAAGAACGGAAACAAAAAACACUUAGCCAGUGCUAAUCAUUAUAGUAGACGAUUUGGGUGUAUGUGUAGUUGUGCUUGAAGAAAUUAAAUACGGACCCUUGAGUCACAACUGGCCACUCACAAAAUAUCAUAAAUACUUUGGUUUUUUGUUGAAAUAUACUCAUUGAAAUGGAGCAAACACAAAUUAGCGAUGCUGAAAAAGUGCGAAUCGUUUCUGAUUUUAUUAUGCAUGCACCACCUGGCGAAUUCAAUGAAGUUUUUACCGAUGUACGUCAAUUGCUCAAUAAUGAUGCGCUGCUGAAAGAGGGCGCCAGUCACGCCUUCGCACUAUACAACAAAGAGCAAUUAACGCCAGUACAUAUUGAUGGUAGUGAAAAUAAUGCCCUUAUAUCGGAAUAUAAUGAUCUGGGAAAUGGUCGUUUUUAUGAUCCCCGUACCAAGCAAUCUUUUAAGUUUGAUCACCUACGCAAAGAAGCCAGUGAUUACCAGGACGUGGAACCGGACGCCACAUCUGAGCCAUGGCGUGCUGCUCUUGAUGUAGAAGCCAUCAACUACACAAACAGUCAUUAUAGAAAUGGCGUAUCCUCUGUAUUUGGAAAGUCCCAAGGGGGUCAAAUUACUCUUACACUUUGCAUUGAAGACCAUCAAUUUCAACCGAAAAACUAUUGGAAUGGCCGAUGGCGAUCACAGUGGAGUAUUACUUUGCAACCUGGCAAUGGCAGUGCUGAACUUAAAGGGGUGCUUAAGUUACAGGUGCAUUAUUAUGAGGACGGAAAUGUGCAACUAGUUUCUACCAAGGAAUUCCGAGAAUCUGUGGUCGUGUCUAAUGAACAACAAGUAGCAAAAGAAGUUAUACGUUUAAUCGAAGAAGCUGAAAACGAAUAUCAGUUGGCAAUUUCUGAGAACUAUCAAACCAUGUCUGAUACGACAUUCAAAGCGAUGAGGCGUUUGCUGCCAAUAACAAGAACUAAAAUUGACUGGGGCAAAAUCGUUACAUAUAGUAUUGGUAAAGAAUUGAAAACGCAAUAAGAUCCGGUAGAUGUUAAGGCGUCGUCGGGGGUGAAGGAAACAUUGGUAGGCGAAGUCACACAACAAUUAAAAUCCAGCAUUUUGGAGCGGCCUACCAGUCUUCGCCUAGCUGUCAAACAUGAUUAAGUCCAAAAUAUGAAUAUGUGGCGAGAUCUGAAAUUACUAUUACGCAAAGUAGUAGCAGCAUUUUAAAUUUUUCAAAGAUUGUACAUUUUUUCCACUAGCUAAACCAUAAAUUUUCAGCCAAUUUGGUACUCAAGUUUGCGCAUAUUGACACUUUUGCUCUCAAUGGCUUCGAAAAAAUCUCUCUCUUUGGCUUUGCGUAAUUGCAACUCGGAUUUCGCAUACAUUUACCUAAAUCAAAUGAAACACUUGCAUUAUAUAGCCCGCAAGAGUUUAUAUACAUACUUAUAUAUAUACAUAUAUUUAUAAUGGUGGCUAUAACUGCGAGUUUAGCAGUGCAGUGCUACAUUUCGCAGCAAUUUCAUCACCAUUGUCGCCUUUGUCGUUGAAUGCAGAAAAUAAGAAAAGUAGUAUAUAGUAAGGUACUAAAAUAGAUGAAAGGAAUUUUAAUAAAGUUAGUUUACAACACAAAAAUUAAAGAA